AUGGAUAUAGAGGAAGCUCCAGAAUCACUUAAACACAUCAAACAUAUCGUACUGAUCUUAUCAGGGAAAGGUGGUGUUGGUAAAAGCUCUGUUACCACCCAAACUGCAUUAACAUUAGUAAAUAAAGGUUUUAAAGUUGGUGUAUUAGAUAUAGAUUUAACAGGUCCUUCAUUACCACGUAUGUUUGGUUUAGAGAAUAAACAAGUUUUCCAAGGUACAAAUGGUUGGAUCCCUGUUUAUAUUGAUAGUUCUAAAAAAUUAAGUAUUAUGUCUCUUGGGUUUUUAUUAAAUGAUCGUGGUAAUAGUGUUGUUUGGAGAGGUCCAAAGAAAACUGCAAUGAUUAAACAAUUUAUUAAAGAUGUUGCUUGGGAUAAAGAUUUGGAUUAUUUACUGAUUGAUACACCACCAGGUACAAGUGAUGAACAUAUUAGUAUUGCAGAAGAAUUAAAAUUUGCUAAUCCAGAUGGUGCAAUCAUUGUAACAACUCCACAAAAUGUUGCAACUUCAGAUGUUAAAAAGGAAUUAAAUUUUUGUAAAAAAGUUAAUUUUAAACCUUUGGGAAUAGUGGAGAAUAUGUCGGGUUUUAUUUGUCCUCAUUGUGAAGAAUGUACAAAUAUUUUCAGUUCUGGUGGUGGGAAAUUACUUAGUGAACAAUUUAAUAUUCCUUAUUUAGGUAAUGUUCCAAUAGAUCCUACAUUUGUUGAAUUGAUUGAAGUUCAAAGAACUUCAGAAGAAACUUUAUUAGGUCUUUAUGAUAAAGCCAAUUUAAAACCUUUAUUUGAUGAAAUUAUUCAAAAAGUUUUAGAUCAAAAUAUCCCAUCAAGAACUGAAUUAUUAAAUUGA
Messenger RNA from Hansenula ciferrii, 843 nucleotides. It is a transcript of the gene CFD1, whose product is annotated as iron-sulfur cluster assembly protein CFD1. Gene Ontology annotation, cellular component: cytosol. Gene Ontology annotation, biological process: iron-sulfur cluster assembly. The record is from RefSeq and is a predicted model, not a curated record. The coding region runs from base 1 to 843 and encodes 280 amino acids. Gene Ontology annotation, molecular function: 4 iron, 4 sulfur cluster binding; ATP binding; ATP-dependent FeS chaperone activity. Lineage: Eukaryota; Fungi; Ascomycota; Saccharomycetes; Phaffomycetales; Wickerhamomycetaceae. The transcript has a single exon.